AUGCUCGGCUUUACUCUCCUGCUCCUCGCGGGAGCACAAUCUGUCUUUGCUAAGUGCAAAUGUACACCCACAGACCCAUGUUGGCCCUCCCUCUCAGCAUGGAGUGCCCUCAACACCUCUGUCGAUGGAAAACUCAUUCACACACAGCCCAUCGCUGAGCCAUGUUAUCCAGGCGCAGAUUACAGCAACCAGCUGUGUCAGUAUAUCAGCGAUGAAUGGAACAAUUCAUCAUUCAUAGAGCUCAAUCCAGCGGGGUACUGCUAUCCACGGGUCGAGACCUGUCCCCCAGUCAAUAUCACGGCAGGAAAUCAUACACAAUGCACCCUUGGUACUGCACCGGUAUACACCAUCAACGCCACAGAAGCGGAGGAUGUUGCUGCGGGAAUCAAAUUCGCGCAAGACAAUAACGUUCGGCUCGUUAUUAAGAAUACUGGACAUGACAUUGUUGGGAGAUCACAAGGAUAUGGAGCUUUGAUGGUAUGGAUUAAGUAUAUCCAGUCCGGAGUUACUUUCCAGGAAACCUAUGCACCUUCGAAUGGAUGUCAGUCAAACUGGACUGGAAGUGCGUUCACCGUGGGCGGAGGAUAUAUCUGGGACGAUUUGUACACUACAGCAGCCAGUCACGACCGUAUUGUUGUUGGUGGUGACGAUCCAACAGUCGGAGUCAUAGGUGGCUAUCUCCAAGGUGGAGGCCACUCUCCUUCCGGCCACUACUUUGGACUUGCAACAGAUCAAGUCCUCGAAUUGACCGUCGUCCUUGCGUCAGGCGAAACUGUCACGGCCAACGCCUGCCAAAACACAGACCUCUUCACUGCUCUUCGCGGGGGAGGUGGUGGUACAUACGGCGUGGUGAUAUCUGCCACGAUCAAAGCGCACCCAGCUCAUCAAUUCAUUGGACAUCGUUUAUAUGUGAUCCCACAAACUGCCAACCUGUCCACCCUACUCAACAUCUCGGCCAACAUCGUCUCCAAAUACUCCAUUCUCUCCGACGCAGGCUUCUCUGGCUACGCCGAAAUCCUCCCCAGCUCAGAGCUCUCCCUCUCCAUUCCCGCUGGGGCAAUAUACAUGCACAGCUUCGGAGUGAUGAUUCCAAGCAGCAACGCCUCCGCUACCAUCCAACAUGCGAAAUCUGUCCUGAACUCGGAGAUCCUCGCCGAUCUCCUCCCCUACAACGGCAGUGAUUUUCUAAUCGAAUCAACCUGGUACAACUUCCCCUCCUUUGAGUCUUACUACGACACCAUCGCCGGCGGAAGCUCCGCGGAGCCCACCGGAGUCAGUGACUUGCUCCUUAGCUCCCGGAUGUUCGACAAGCCCUCUCUACUCAACAAUGCCGACAACCUGGAAGGAAUGCUCCACACCAUCUUCUCCAAGUAUGACGGCGGCCCGCUCAAUGCAACCGAUAUCGUCAUCUAUCUAUGUCUCAUCGGCGGAGGCCAAGUCCUCCACCCCACACCCUAUACCUCCGUCAACCCCGCUUGGAGAAAGACCUAUCUCCUCACGGAAAUCAUCGUCGGGUGGCCCGAGGACGCGAGUGCCCAGACGGUCAACCACACCAUUAACGACUUGACCUUCCGAAAGUCCAAUGCGAUGAAGGCGCUGACUCCAGGGAUGGGAAGUUACGUGAAUGAAGCGGACGGGUACGACCCGUCGUGGAAGGAAGACUUCUUUGGUCCGAAUUACGAUUGGCUUCUGUCAGUCAAGAGGAAGUAUGACCCCGAUGACGUGUUUUACUGUUGGAGGUGUGUUGGGAGUGAGAGCUGGGCGGAGGUGACUGGCGGGAGGGGAUAUGGGCCGCUGUGUCAGACCUCGUGAUGAAAUUCGCGAUUCAAGGAG
Molecule: messenger RNA, 1833 nt
Organism: Aspergillus heteromorphus CBS 117.55
Lineage: Eukaryota; Fungi; Ascomycota; Eurotiomycetes; Eurotiales; Aspergillaceae
Product: isoamyl alcohol oxidase
Exons: 4
Coding region: 1-1812 (603 amino acids)
Molecular function (GO): FAD binding; oxidoreductase activity
Source: RefSeq, a predicted model, not a curated record